This is a messenger RNA of Populus trichocarpa (black cottonwood), 1634 nucleotides long. RefSeq lists its product as uncharacterized. The coding region runs from base 215 to 1387 and encodes 390 amino acids. The record is from RefSeq and is a predicted model, not a curated record. Lineage: Eukaryota; Viridiplantae; Streptophyta; Magnoliopsida; Malpighiales; Salicaceae. The transcript is spliced from 9 exons.
UAGAUAUUCUCCUUUAUUAACCUUCAUGCUAAUAAAGUAACAACACAAAGAAGUAUCAUAAGGAAAAUCUCACGCCUAGCCUCCUGCAGUAUACCUGAUUGGGUCAUCUUUUGUUCACAAAAUCUCCUGUGUCUGUCACCUUUUCUCUCUUUCUUUUCCUCGCCUUCUCUUCUCUGUCUUAAAACCCUUCUUUUUUCAGCCUUUCCGUGUUUCAAUGGAAUCUCUUUCAAGAACGGUGUUUAUGACUAACUCAGAGACACACCCAAUUCUCAAUAACAUCCCUUCUUCUUCAUUCAAAUUACACAACACUAAGCCAACCGGGUCUCUCAAAUUUGCCGAAACUCCCCACUUCUCUUCCCUUCGUCUUCAAGCUUUAGCACGUGAUGUUUCAGGUGAUGCUGACGAUCAGGGGCCGUUUACUAAUAAUGGGUUUGGCUUUUUUUCCGAUGACAUUCUCUCCUUUCCUCAGGAUAACAUAGAGCAAAGUGAAAGUAGUGAAAAGGAUGCAGAGAACAUAUUGAAGGUGGAAACACCUCUGAUUGUACCACAUGGAAGCGGAAUCGGUGGGGGAACCAGAGCUGGGCUUUUUAGAACACCAAUUUCUGGUGGAGUGCAGAGUGCUACAUCAGUUCAUGGCUUACCUCGACCAGCCUUGGCAGUCCGCAAUUUGAUGGAGCAGGCUAGAUUUGCUCAUCUGUGCACUGUAAUGUCUCGAAUGCACCAUCGACGAGAAGGAUAUCCAUUUGGUUCCUUGGUGGAUUUUGCACCAGAUCCAAUGGGGCAUCCUAUUUUUUCAUUUUCACCAUUGGCCAUCCACACAAGGAAUUUGCUAGUUGACCCCAGAUGCACACUUGUUGUGCAGAUUCCUGGGUGGAGUGGCUUAUCAAAUGCAAGGGUAACAAUCUUUGGAGAUGUUUUUCCUCUCCCAGAACACCAACAGGAAUGGGCUCAUAAGCAGUACAUUGCAAAACAUCAACAAGGGCCUACCCAGCAAUGGGGGAAUUUCUACUAUUUCAGGUUGCAAAACAUAAGUGACAUAUAUUUUAUUGGAGGCUUUGGCACUGUUGCUUGGGUUGAUGUCAAGGAAUAUGAGGCCCUCCAGCCUGAUAAGAUUGCAGUUGAUGGAGGGGAGCAAAAUCUCAAGGAACUAAAUGCAAUUUUCUCAAAACUGCUUAAAGAGCUCUUAUCCUCUGACACGGAGGUAGAUGAUGCCGCCUUCAUAUCAAUAGACAGUAAAGGAACUGAUAUUCGGGUCCGUCAAGGGGCUCAGUUCAACAUACAGAGGCUAUCAUUUGAGGAUGGGCAUGCUGUUGAAACUCUAGAGGAAGCCAAGGCUGCUCUUUGGAAAAUAAUAGAUAAAGGCCAAGUGCACAGUUUGCAGAAAUAAAAAUUGGGCUACUUAUUGUGCAAUCUUUCUUUCUUUUUUCUUUCCAACCUUUUUGAUUGAGCGUGAAGCAAGGUAACCACAUGAAACCGAGUUUGUGUCCUUCACAUCUAAAUAACCCCAUCAGUUUCCCCCCCCUGUUUUCCCCUUUAAUCUUCAUGUAACCUAAAAACUCUUAGGACAUGUUAUAGAUGGACUAUUAUUUAUACACAGGUAUCUAUCUAGAUAAUGCUGAAGAUUUUGGUAGCAA